Molecule: messenger RNA, 5400 nt
Organism: Cucurbita moschata (crookneck pumpkin)
Lineage: Eukaryota; Viridiplantae; Streptophyta; Magnoliopsida; Cucurbitales; Cucurbitaceae
Product: TMV resistance protein N-like
Exons: 6
Coding region: 152-5290 (1712 amino acids)
Biological process (GO): protein phosphorylation; defense response; signal transduction
Molecular function (GO): ADP binding; ATP binding; protein binding
Source: RefSeq, a predicted model, not a curated record
UCAAACUUCAAUCGUCAGUCGUCUGAUAGAGCGGAACCGUGGAAAAAGUUUCUGAAAAUCAAUGGAAAGUCCAGAUUUCGUAACAUUUUUCAUCAACUUCGAAUGCUUCGCUUCCCUGUAAUUCUUCUCCGGCAGCCGGAUCAAGUUGUGAAUGGCUUCCUCAAUCGCAGAGAAAUCAGCUGCUUCUUCUUCUUCUUCUUCUUCUUCUCCUAGAUGGUCGUAUGACGUUUUUCUGAGCUUCAGAGGCGAGGACACUCGCAAGACCAUUACCAACCAUCUUUAUGAAGCUCUCAGGCGACAAGGCAUUGUGGUUUUCAGAGAUGACGAUGAGCUCGAGAGAGGGAAGGCCAUUGCCGACGUGCUGAUCAAAGCGAUUGAGGAGUCGCGCUCCACCAUUGUUAUUCUAUCUCAACGCUAUGCGGAUUCCAAGUGGUGCUUGAGGGAAUUGGCUAAGAUCGUCCACUGCAAGAACACAUUAGGUCAAACGGUUCUCGUGGUUUUCCACAAAAUUAAUUCCUUCGAUGUCAUCAGUCCUACUGGAAUUUAUGAAAAUUUCUUUAUUGACCACGAGAAUAACAUCAAGGAGAAUUUCGAAGAGGUUCAGAGCUGGAGGUAUGCCAUGAGAGAAGUUGGAGGGCUCUUUGGAUGGCAUGUAAAUGACGAGACCGAAACAGAGAAAGUCCAAGAAAUUGUUAAGCAUGUUUUCAAUCAUCUGCGUCCUGAUUUACUUAGCAAUGAUGAAAAUUUGGUUGGCAUGAACUUGAGAUUAAGCAGAAUAAAUAUGCUUUUGGGCAUGGGGCUGGAUGAUGUGCGCUUUAUUGGGAUAUGGGGGAUGGGUGGAAUAGGCAAAACAACUAUUGCCAGAGCUCUUUACAAAAUUGUUGCCCGUGAAUUUCAUGGAAGUUGCAUUCUGCGGAAUGUUAGGCAAGCUUUAAAGAAUGUUGGAGGCUUGGUAUCCUUGCAGGAGAAACUUCUUUCCAUGACUCUAUUGAAAGGAAAAGUUCGCAUUAAAGACGGUGAUGGAGCUGCAAUGAUAAAGGAAAACCUACGAAAUCAAAAAGUUUUUGUUGUUCUUGACGAUGUUGAUCAUGUGAGCCAGGUGAAAGAACUGAUAGGAGGAGAAGAAUGUCUUGGUUUUGGAAGUAGAGUCAUUAUUACAACUAGAGAUGAAGGUUUGCUUGUUUCUCUUGGAGUUGAUAGGCGAUACAAUGUUGAGAGUUUUAAUGAUGAAGAGGCUCUUCAGCUCUUCUGUCAUGAAGCAUUUGGGGUCAAGUCUUUUAAGAAAGGUUAUUUGGAUCUUUGUAUGCAGUUUAUAAAACAUGCUGAGGGCCUCCCAUCAGAACUUAAGGUUCUUGGGUCUUCCUUGCACGGUAGAUUGGUUCGGUCGUGGGAAGAUGCUGUAAAAAAUUUAAAUGUUUGUUUAAACAAGGAAGUCUAUGAAAACUUGAAAAUGAGUUAUGAUGCACUUGAAAUGCAAGAGAGGAGAAUCUUUUUGGAUAUUGCUUGUUUUCUUACAGGAAGGAGCAAAGACCAAGUCAUUGACACGUUCAAGAGUUUUGGAAUUGAUGCUGCUGAUGGACUAAAAAUUUUGCAGGAGAAAUCCCUCAUAACCAUGCACGGUAACAAAAUACAGGUGCAUAAUUUACUCAAAAAAUUAGGUCAAGAAAUUUUUCUUGAGGAGUCGUCAGGAAAAUGUUCUAGGCUGUGGCGUCGAAAGGAUGUCAACCAUGCUUUGAGACAUAGUCAGGGAGUAGAAGACAUUGAAUCAAUAGUCUUAGACUUGGACGAGCAUGGAGAGUCACACUUAAAUGCCAAGUUCUUUUCGUCAAUGACCGGCCUGAAAGUGUUGCUUGUUCAUAAUGUGUUCCUUUCUGGAGAUCUUGAGUAUCUCUCAGAUAAGUUGAGACUUCUUAGUUGGCAUGGAUAUCCUUUAAGACAUUUACCGUCACGUUUCCAGCCGAGUGAACUAUUGGAACUCAGUUUACCGAAUAGCUGCCUUGAAAAUCUUUGGAAGGGAGAAAAGAGGUUAGAUAAAUUGAAGAUAAUAAACCUUAGUAAUUCUGAGUUCUUGAUCAAGACCCCUAAUUUGUCAAUGGUGCCAAAUCUUGAGAGAUUGGUCUUGAAUGGUUGUAUAAGACUGCAGGAGCUUCAUCAAUCUGUCGGUGCUCUGAAACAUCUCAUCUUAUUGGAUCUUAAGGAUUGCAAAUCUCUCAAAAGAAUCCCUUUUAAUAUUUGUUUCGAAUCACUAAAGAUUCUUGUUCUUUCUGGUUGUUCAAGACUUGAAAAUUUUCCAGAGAUUGUGGAAAACAUGAAACUUAUGACAGAGCUUCAUUUAGAUGACACUGCUAUUCGAGAAUUGCAUCAGUCGAUUGGAAAACUCACUGGCCUCGAAUUGUUGGAUCUUAGAAACUGCAAUAAUCUUCUUACACUCCCAGACUCGAUUGGUUGCAUGACAUCGCUUAAACAUCUUGCAUUGGGUGGCUGCUCAAAGCUUGAUCAAAUUCCAUACAGCUUGGGAAACAUUUCUUGUUUAAAGAAGCUUGAUGUGAGUGGUACUUCUAUUAGUCAUGUCCCAUUGUCUCUACGACUUCUGGCGAACCUCGAAGUAUUCAACUGCGAAGGCCUGUCCCGAAAGUUCUGCUAUUCGUUCUUCCCAUUUUGGGAUACGCCAAGGAAUUAUAAUUCACAUUCAUUUGGUUUGAAGUUGAUGACUUGCCUAUCGAAUUUUCAUUCUGUAAAAGUUCUGAUUUUUAGUGAUUGCAAGCUGGUAGAUGGAGACCUACCCAACAACCUCAGCUGUCUGUCUUCAUUGCAGUUUCUGGAUCUAAGCAGGAACUUUUUCGCCAACCUGCCUAAUAGUUUGUGUCAGCUUAUCAAUCUCAGAUGCCUUGUCUUGGACAACUGCAGUAGGCUCCAGUCAUUACCGAAGCUCCCGCUCGGUUUACGUUAUGUACUUGCUAGGAAUUGUGUGUCACUGAAAGAACACUAUAACCAAGAAGAUCACAGGCCUAUAAGUGAAACAGAAGUAAUGAUUCUUAGUUACCCCACAUCAGCUGAACACCGGAACUCCAAAAUGGCUAACUUAAUGCAGUCAAAAAUAUACACAGCUUGGGAGAAUGGGCAAAUUAUGUGUGGCAUUAGUUUUUGUUUCUUAGAAGAUUCAUUUGGGUCUGAAGCUUUGAAAUUUCAGAACUUCCCCAUCAAACCAUUCAAUGUUCACACGGCUCUCCCAUCCCCAUCACCAUGUUUUUUUCUUUCUUUUCUGGAGCUGAUUAGAGCUUUCUUCCAAAGGCACAUGGCUCUUCCAAAUCCUUUAGCUUUUCUUUUCAUCUUCUUGCAUAUAGCAGCUUUCUCUGCAGAAUCUUCUUUAUUAUACAAUGGAUUUAGCCAAGGAAAAAGAUUGGUUCGCGAUGGAGCCGCAGUUGUGAUGCCAUCUGGUGCAUUGAGGCUCACCAACACUUCACAAAAUGUCAUAGGCCAUGCAUUCUACCCUGAUGCCAUUCACCUGAUUAAUAACACUUCUCUUUCAUCUUUCUCCACAACUUUUGUGUUUGCCAUUAAACCAUCCAGCCCCGGCCAUGGCGGCCACGUCUUUGCAUUCACCUUGGCUCCAUCAACCAAGUUUGAAGGUGCUGAAAGUGGGCACUUCCUUGGAUUAUUCAAUCGUUCUAACGAUGGAAGCGUAUCCAACCAUAUAUUUGCUGUUGAAUUUGACACUGUUAAAGGACAUGAUGAGCUCAAGAACUCCAGAGGAAACGAUGUUGGGAUUAACAUCAAUGGUGUUGUAUCUGUUUCCUCCCAACAUGCUUCUUAUUCCUAUUUUAAUGAUACCAUUUUGGACCAUAUCUUGAUUGAUUCCGGUGACCCAAUUGCUGUUUGGAUUGAAUAUGAUGGUUCCAGAAAAAGUGCGAGUGUUUUUAUAGGCCUUUUGACAGAUCAAAAACCGGAGAAGCCACUCCUUUCCUGUCCUAUUGAUUUAACUCCUGUUCUAAAGGAAAAAAUGUACGUUGGCUUCGCUGCGUCGACCGGAAUCGAAACAAGCUCUCAUUACAUUCUGGGAUGGAGUUUCGCCGUGAAUGCACCGGCACGGCCGCUGAGGUACUCUCUCCUUCCCAUAGAACCAGAACGGCAGAGCCAUCCUCGUGCAUCCAAUCCCCAGUUUAUGGUUAUUGUAUUAGUUUCAUCGAUUCUGGUCAUUGUGGGAAUUGUUGUCUUAGCCUUCUUGUUUAGAAAAAUGAGGAAAGCUGAGAGUUUAGAGGACUGGGAAAAAGAUUGCCCUCACAGAUUCAGUUACAAAGACCUCUACACAGCAACAAACGGAUUUAAAGACUGCCAGCAAAUCGGAAUCGGAGGAUUCGGGUCGGUAUAUAAAGGCUCGUUACGUUCAACUGGAGCUGAGAUUGCUGUAAAGCGAGUAAAAAGAAACUCGAGCCAAGGAUUGAAGGAAUUCGCAGCGGAAAUCGAAAGCUUGGGAAGAUUAAGACACAAGAACUUGGUUAAUCUUCAAGGAUGGUGCAAGAAAAACAACGAUCUUCUCAUAGUUUACGAUUAUAUCUCAAAUGGGAGCCUUCAUUCUCUUUUGUAUCAUCCAAUUCAAAACUUCGUUUUGAAUUGGGAGCAAAGAUUGAACAUCCUCAAAGGCAUUGCUGCAGGAUUACUAUAUCUCCAUGAAGAUUGGGAGCAAGUGGUAAUCCACCGAGAUGUAAAGCCGAGCAAUGUUCUAAUAGACGACGACAUGAAUGCUCGAUUGAGCGAUUUCGGUUUGUCGAGGCAAUACGACCACAACCAAGUAUCGCACACGACGAAAGUUGUCGGGACAAUCGGCUACAUACCGCCGGAGUUGUUUCGAACGGGGAAGGCGUCGAAGAGCGCGGAUGUGUAUGCGUAUGGAGUAGUGGUGCUGGAAGUGGCAUGUGGAAGAAAGCCUCUGGGAUCAGGGCAGUUUGUAUUGGUGGAUUGGGUGAUGAAGUUGUAUGAAACGGGUAAUGUUGUUCAUGUGGCUGAUCCGAAGUUGGGUUCGGAUUAUAAGGUGGAGGAGAUGGAGAUGGUGCUCAAACUUGGGCUUCUCUGUACUCAGUGGAACCCAGAAGCUCGCCCCUGCAUAAGGCAAGUCACGAGGUUCCUUAAUGGAGAAGACCCACUGCCAGCACUGGAGCCGUGGGCUGUCUAUCAAGCUCUGUUCGAGUCUAGUUCAAGAUCCAUGGCUAAGGAGGUUUCAACAAUGUGGAACAGUUCUUCGUCCAUGUCGGUCGGCCCCAUCUCUUCUGCCUCCAUAAAUAUAGGAAGAUAGUUCGUUUCUGUCUUUAUUUUAGAACCCAUACUUCAUGAUGUUAUAACCCUUUUGAUUAUUUUAUUUGUAAUUAAAUAUUAUCGAAUGUAUAAAAAAAAAUAGGUUCAUCG